This is a messenger RNA of Cololabis saira (Pacific saury), 2868 nucleotides long. Its product is annotated as neurocalcin-delta A. The transcript has 5 exons. Gene Ontology annotation, molecular function: tubulin binding; actin binding; calcium ion binding. Bases 338 to 919 code for a protein of 193 amino acids. Gene Ontology annotation, biological process: calcium-mediated signaling. The record is from RefSeq and is a predicted model, not a curated record. Gene Ontology annotation, cellular component: cytosol. NCBI's taxonomy places the organism in Eukaryota, Metazoa, Chordata, Actinopteri, Beloniformes, Belonidae.
CUCCUGCUCAGACUAUAAGAAACUCUGGGAGUCUGUCAGUCACUGUUAACUCUGUUUUAGCUGCUCGCUCGCUCGCUCUUCUCCUCCCCCCCUCGGCUGUUCUUUCCCCCCUCUCUCCAGCUCUCAUCAUUGUUGUUUCUGGUGCCGUUCUUUAUUCUCGCCUGUUGCUUCUCCUCCUCCUCCUCCUCCUCCUCCUCCUCCUCCUCUAGCUGCUGUUGCCGCUAACUUAAACUAGAGAGAAAGCGCUCUGUGAUGGACUGCUGAACGGCUCGUGCAUCGCUACAAAGUGAGCUUUGAGAAGAGUGACUGACAGGACCGAGCGGACAGACAGACAGACAUGGGGAAGCAGAACAGCAAGCUGCGUCCCGAGGUGAUGCAGGACCUGCUGGAGAGCACGGACUUCACCGAGCACGAGAUCCAGGAGUGGUACAAGGGCUUCCUGCGGGACUGCCCCAGCGGCAACCUCUCCAUGGAGGAGUUCAAGAAGAUCUACGGAAACUUCUUCCCCUACGGAGACGCCUCCAAGUUCGCCGAGCACGUCUUUCGCACUUUUGACGCCAACGGCGACGGCACCAUUGACUUCAGGGAGUUUAUCAUCGCGCUGAGCGUCACGUCGCGCGGCAAGUUGGAGCAGAAGCUGAAAUGGGCCUUCAGCAUGUACGACCUGGACGGGAACGGCUACAUCAGUAAAUCUGAGAUGCUGGAGAUCGUGCAGGCCAUUUACAAGAUGGUGUCCUCCGUGAUGAAGAUGCCUGAGGACGAGUCGACACCCGAGAAGAGGACGGAGAAGAUCUUCAGGCAGAUGGACACCAACCGAGACGGCAAACUGUCGCUGGAGGAGUUCAUCAAGGGAGCGAAGAGCGACCCCUCCAUCGUCCGCCUCCUGCAGUGCGACCCCAGCAGCGCCGGCCAGUUCUGAACCCGAGGCAUCCAAACAUCUUUCUUCUUUGGGUGACUCUGACUACCUGCAACUCUCCUCUACGGAGUAGACUCAAGAUGAAGAAUGACAAGAAGAUGAAGACAGUGAAGAAGUCAGGCCUUUAAUGGGUUCUGAGGACUUUCAAAAGACGGACACAGGAACCCACCUCCACCUCCACCUCCACCCCCACCUCCAACAGUUUAAGUUGUGUAUCUGAACCCUCUGAACUCCAGCAGAGACUGAUCUCUCAUCGGUUUCCCCCCCUCAGUUGUCCCCUAGGCAUGUUAGAGUGUAGAGCAGGUGUCCUGUAGGCUGUAUAUAGACGCAGUACGAGCUGGAGUCUGUGUCGGUGUCUUUGCUUGGCUCUCUGUGCUCGCCGGGGCUCCAGCCACACGGAGCCUCCAUCACUCUCUUGUGUGUGACAGAGUGCGUGCAUGAGAACCUUAGGAGAGAGACGGGACGGUGUUGAGUAGCGGGACUCAUCACUGAGAUCCUUCCACCCACACAGAGGACCUGUGGAGCUUGUCUUUCCCUCAGAACGAGUACCGCUUUCAGUUUCCUCCUUCCUACUGUGAGAUUGUGCACGUGUUUUUUUGCAAACUUGAUCGACUUUUUUUGUUUAUAUAUUGUGCUGGGACUAAAAACGAACAUGUACUAUUAUGCUACUAGGCAUAUGCACCCUUAAUCAGUAGUUUGAUUUUGUGAAGUCUUUGCUGACGUGAUGAAGGGUGGAGAGCAUCCCUCUCUCCAUCAUUUGUUCCUGUGUUUUUAUUUAGUUUUACUCUUGUUUUUAUUCAGGUUUGACAGCAGACAGUGUUACUGUGCUCCAGCUUCCAGCAUCUUAGAAAAACAGUCUGUACAGAUCUUCAGAUACAUUGUAGAUAUCUUAAAAGUGCACCAAACGUUUUUUCGUUAGUCCAUAUCCAGAAUGCUCGGCUCAGAACAAAUGUUGUGAAAAGAAAAUAAUAAUAACAAUAGAAAAUGGUUGUUAUUUUAAGCUGUUUUGCAGAUAUCAAGCAUGCAGGAGCAGUUUCUUUUACUUUGAUCAUGUGAAGGACAAAGACAGUUCCUCACGCUCACUUUUAGGCAUUUUUAAACGCUGCAUGUUGAAUAAGUCUUAGGGUACAGCGUUAUAUAGCGUAACAUCACAUAUGCAUGUUUGUGUUUUUAAUGUAAGUUUAUAGAUAUCAGACAGACGUCGCUGUUGGUCCCACAUCAGCAGGGGACUCGCAUCACUUUUUUUUUGCCCCCAUCUUUUAUCCGUAUUUGCCUCUUUCACUCCGGUUCAACGGAAAAACACGCUAAGAAGCUGGAAGAUAUUUUGAAGAUAUUCCAAGGGUCAUUUGUCCUCGAAUGUAACCGAGCAGCACACCUGUUUCACUUCCUGCAAUAUUUUCUGAGGAGACGUGCUCUGAAUGUUCAAAGAAGACUGCGGGUUGUUUUCCUAAAAAAGAGAAUAUGCAGACCAACAAACGGAACCAUGACUACUGCAAUGAUACUGUCACAAUGUGUUGCUUUUCUUGUUUUUUUUUUGUUUUUUUUACACGGAUGGAUGCUUAUAAAAGAAAUGUGUCCUGUAACAUUUCUAUUAAAGCACAAAUUAGCAAAUCAUGCUAAAGUGCCAAAUAAAAACAAAACAGUAUUGUACAAAUUUAAACUGUAAAAUUGUUGUAUGUUGAACAAAGAGUUUGUAAUUUGUGCAUUUUGUAGGUUUUGUAUGGUAAUCUUGUAAGUAGUGACUGCAGUUUUGGAUUCUGGGUUGUUUUUAGGUAGUUUUUUUUUGUUUUUUUUUGGUCAUUUAAAAGGCAAGAAUUUAAAAUACAUUAUGUGCAAGUAUCCAUGUGGUUGGUUAAUUGUGUAAUACUGUGAGUUUUAGCUUGCUGGUGUGCAUGUGUACGGUGGAUAAUAUAUGAACGAAAAAUACUAAAGAUGAUUUUGAAUUGUGACAA